AUGGCCGGUCGAGGAAGAGGAGGCCGGGGAUUAUCUUUUAAUAUCGAUGCUUUGGGAUUUGGGCGAGGAGAUGCCCUACCACAGGCUAUCAAUCAGCCACCCCCACUCUUCCCGCCACUUGAACUGAAAGCUGUACCUUUGCUGCAAGGAGAGGAAUAUGAAUAUAUGCUGGCCCUUAAACAAGAAUUUCGGGGCACCAUUCAUGAAUCUCCUUUUUACAUAAAGGUAACAGAAAAAAAGAAAGAUAUUCACCGUUACUCUGACAAAUACCAAACGUCUCUAGAGAAUAACAACUCUUGGGAACCAGACUGGGACAGUUUGCCAAAUGAACUCAAAUGGAAUCGCAAGAAAUUAAAGAAGGUGAGGUUCACUCCACGCCCUAAUCUUCCAAGCAAGGCUGAAGCUGCUGAAGUACUCAAGACAUUAGAGAGCCUUGAAAAGAAAGAUAAUCAGACUGAAGAAAAUGAAGAUGAAGAAAAAGAAGCUGAAGAAGAGGAAGAAGUUUUUGAAGAAGAGGAUGAAGAGGAUAAUGACUACAACUUGAAUUAUUUUGACAAUGGAGAGGAUUAUGGUGAUGAAGAUGAUGAUGACAUGGAUGAAGGACCUAUUUACUGA
Messenger RNA from Acanthosepion pharaonis, 615 nucleotides. The record is from the annotation of a GenBank genome assembly. NCBI's taxonomy places the organism in Eukaryota, Metazoa, Mollusca, Cephalopoda, Sepiida, Sepiidae.